AUGUUACCCUCAUGUCGGAACUUGCUCAGCGGAACGAUGCGUCUUGCUGAACAAUCAUCCCGAACGAUAGCUCGUAUACCACAUUAUGAACACCACAUAAGAUUUAGCCCUAAGGAUGGUAGAAAACGGCCUUGUCAGGAUGUAUUGGAUAGGUUUAAACGUCUUGGUAACGGAAUGUGGAUUCGUGCACACCCUGGUAAAAAUAAACUCCGAUAUGCAAAGGACGAUAAAUUCCAAGAGACCAGUCUAUACCUCGAAACUUGUACAGAGGAGGAAUGUCAAAUGUUGGAUAAAAUGAUGACACCAUUCUGGCUUCGUCGUCAUCAUUACCCGAACGAUCCCUACGCCCCCUACCACGUCCGUCAUGGUAUCAAGAGUCCCCGAGUAGACGACAAAGGCAAAUUGGUGCGGGAGAGACCGAAAGUUCUUCUUGACGACACGACUGCUGACCGAUACUUCCACGAUAGAUGA
Haemonchus placei is the source of this 471-nucleotide messenger RNA. The record is from the annotation of a GenBank genome assembly. NCBI's taxonomy places the organism in Eukaryota, Metazoa, Nematoda, Chromadorea, Rhabditida, Trichostrongylidae.